Molecule: messenger RNA, 624 nt
Organism: Asparagus officinalis (garden asparagus)
Lineage: Eukaryota; Viridiplantae; Streptophyta; Magnoliopsida; Asparagales; Asparagaceae
Exons: 1
Coding region: 1-624 (207 amino acids)
Source: RefSeq, a predicted model, not a curated record
AUGCAUUGGAAAUGGAAAAAUUGUCCAACAGCAUGGUCUGGGCAAUACACAGGACGUAGUGGGUCACCAACUAUUAUCCUCGAAGCUGUGGCAGAUUAUGAUCUUUGGAUAUGGCACGCAUAUUUUGGUAUGCCAGGCACCAAUAAUGAUAUCAAUGUGCUGGAGUCAUCUAAUCUUUUAUCUAACCUAGCUCAAGGUAUUGCUCCUCCCGCUCACUAUGUUAUUCAAGGAAAAGAGUAUAAUAUGGGUUAUUAUUUAGUUGAUGGUAUAUAUCCGAAAUGGGCUACUAUUGUACAAACAAUCCAACAGCCACAAGGUAGGAAGAAAAAAUAUUUUGCCAUGAAACAGGAAGCAUGUAGAAAAGAUGUAGAACGUGCGUUCGGAGUUCUCCAAUCACGAUUUGCAAUCGUGGCAGGAUCAGCACGUUUUUGGAAAAAACAUGUAUUACAUGACAUAAUGACUGCAUGCAUUAUUAUGCACAAUAUGAUAAUCGAGGAUGAACGUGAUCUUUAUGCACCAAUUCAAGAAGUAAGGGAAGCACCAACACCAGAAGUUGAUAUGGUAGCAGAUGAAACUAUAAGAUUUACUCAAUUUAUUGCACGUUACGAAAAAAAUCAAGGAUAA